Ostertagia ostertagi is the source of this 387-nucleotide messenger RNA. NCBI's taxonomy places the organism in Eukaryota, Metazoa, Nematoda, Chromadorea, Rhabditida, Trichostrongylidae. The record is from the annotation of a GenBank genome assembly.
AUGGCUACUGAAUCUCGAGGAGCUUGGGGAAGUCAAACUCAGUUCAUUCUUACGUGUAUUGGAUUCUCCGUUGGAUUGGGCAAUCUGUGGCGAUUUCCAGCUACGGCAUACGAAAAUGGAGGAGCAGCAGCGUUCGUUGUGCCGUAUGUGAUUUGUUCUGCAAUUGUCGGUCUUCCUUGUCUCUAUCUGGAAUUUCUCAUCGGACAGCUCACUCAAUGCGGACCUUCCAAAGCGUUUCGCUAUAUAAUGCCGGCCGACUACUGCCGGCCAUGGCAAGGUGUUGGAUGGGCAAUGUCGUUGACGAGUUUGAUAACUGGAAUCUACUACAAUGUUGUAGUAGCAUGUCGGCUAAAUGGACAUCGUGCAAUAACAUCUGGAAUACUAAAA